This is a messenger RNA of Gymnodraco acuticeps, 2598 nucleotides long. RefSeq names its product spire-type actin nucleation factor 2 (gene spire2). NCBI's taxonomy places the organism in Eukaryota, Metazoa, Chordata, Actinopteri, Perciformes, Bathydraconidae. Gene Ontology annotation, molecular function: actin binding. The record is from RefSeq and is a predicted model, not a curated record. Gene Ontology annotation, cellular component: cytoplasmic vesicle membrane; cell cortex. Gene Ontology annotation, biological process: cleavage furrow formation; Golgi vesicle transport; actin filament network formation. The transcript is spliced from 15 exons. Bases 137 to 2530 code for a protein of 797 amino acids.
GCAGUUGCGGUAGUUUAGGAGCGGUAGACGCCAAGUAGAGGACAGGAGAAGAGACCGGGCCCAACAGGAGACAGGGGACAGCAUAAAUGGCCUCGGUGCCUGAGGAGUAAAGAAUGGGCUCCACGCUAUCUCAGCCAUGGCCAGAUCCACUAACAGAAGCGCCGAGGACGGGGACUCACGGGUAACCGCCCCCACCGAGCGCGGAGAGGCGCGGGACCUUGCCGAGCCCCGGGAACUGUCUCUGAAGGAGGUGCUGAAGUCCUACGAGCAGCCCAUCAACGAGGAGCAGGCAUGGGCGGUGUGCUACCAGUGCUGCAGCGGGCUGAGGAGGCUGCCCCGCCCGCCGGCCGGGGGAUUCAGUGGGUUGAAGGACCCGUCCUCCAUCCUCCUGCACCGGGACGGAACCGUGUCACUGCCGCAGGAGACCCCACACCACGAUGACAUGGAUGGAGCUCCUCCUCCACCUGCUGCAGAGCGUCAGCUGGUGCAGUCGCUGGGCGUGGCCAUCUACCGAGCUCUGGACUGGGGGCUAGAUGACAGCGAGGAGCGGGAGCUCAGCCCCCAGCUGGAGCACCUCAUCGAACGCAUGGCGGGGGGGCACCAGGGCGGAGAGGGGCUCAGCACAGCCAGGAACGGCACCACAGAUGAGGGCUACAGCGGCCAGGAGGAGGAAGAGGAGGAAGAGGAGGAGCAGCAGGGAGGGACCAGGCCGGUGUGUACCAUCCGCCAGGUGAUGGCGCUGUGUGCGUCCCGGCUGGCUGACCCUGGCCUGGCUGCGGACCACUACCAGGCUGUGUGCAGGGCUCUGUUUGUGGAGACCCUCGAGCUGCAGACCUUCCUCAUCAAGAUCAGAGAUGCCAAGCAGAUGCUGAAGAAGAUCACAUCAGAGGAAUCUGUGGAGGACAGGUCUGCAGCGGAGCUAGACGCACUGAAACACAGAGACUGGGCGCGUCUGUGGGUGCAGCUGAUGAAGGACCUCAGGCAGGGGGUGAAGCUGAAGAAGGUUCAGGAGCAGCCCUUCAACCUGCUGCCCACCGAGUUCAGCCUCACACCCUUCGAGAUGCUGAUGCAGGACAUCCAGACACGCAAGUUCCAGCUCCGCAAAGUCAUGGUGGAUGGUGACAUUCCCACGAUAGUGAAGAGAAACGGCCAUGAACUCAUACUGGAUUUCAUCAGAUCAAGACCUCCCCUGAAACCAGUUUCAGAGCGCAGCCUCCCCCCUCCCCCCCUGCAGGAGCAGUGCCUCCAUGAUAAGGUCCUGGCUGGGAUCAAGCAGGAGAGAAAGCUCCGGCCUGUGCUCCUGCCCAGCUCCAGACCAUUUGGCUCUCUGCCCUGCCUGGCUCAGACUCGUCCUUCUAACAUCAAAUCCACUUCGUGCAUCGACCUGUCCGUAUCGGAGCCCGGUCCCCGGCAGCCGUCCCGCCCCCGCGUCCUGCUGAAGGCUCCGACUCUGGCCGAGAUGGAGGAGAUGAACAUAUCUGAGGAGGAGGAGUCCCCAGAAAGCGGGGAUCUGAGGCGGGCAGAGAGCUCCCCCACCCCUCUGAAGAGAGACCGCUCCUUCUCAGAGCACGACCUGGCCCUGCUGCGGGCCGAGAUGCUGCCCCCCCUCUCUGACACAGCCCAGCUGGGGGGGGCAGUUCGGCUGCGGGGGGAGAGGCCUCGGUCCAGGACUCUGACCGGGGCCGGGCCGCCUCCUACUCACAGAGCCUCCCUCCCGGUUCAUGGCUGGGUGCCCCCCUCUCCGGCCCGCCUCUCUCUGAGCUCAGUGGAUGAGACCACCGAGGGGUCUGAGAGCACGUCCGGCUCCAGAGCGGGACACGAGCUGCAGCUGAUGGAGGAGUUCAGCCACCCUGUGGGUAGUCUGGCACUGACGGUGGAUGAGGUCAUCAACGUGCGCAGAGUGCUGGUGAAAGCAGAGAUGGAGAAGUUCCUUCAGAGCAAAGAGCUCUACAACAACCUGAAGAGAGGCAGGGUUUGCUGCUGCUGCAGAGUGAAGUUCCCUCUCUUCUCAUGGCCGUCUACCUGCUUGCUGUGUAAAAGAUCUGUCUGCAGUUCCUGCUGUGCAAAGAUGAAGAUCCCCUCGAAGAAGAUGGCCCACAUCCCUGUGUACACUGUGGGCUUCCACAGCACUCCGAAGAGCCACGGACACAAGAGCCAAGUGUAUAAGUCCCUGCGCAGCCUGUCCCGGCGCCCGGUGGAGGAGGAGUUCCCCCACCUGUACGCUCAGGGCUGCACGCUGCGGGACGUCUGCGCUGAGUGUACCAAGUUCGUGGCUGACGUGAUCUCGUCCAGCCGCCGCAGCGUGGACAUCCUCAACAACACCCCCAAGAGGGAGGCCAGGGCGGCCCCCCAGAGACCACAGCUGCAUCGCCAGUCACACCUGGAGACUGACCCUCGCGGUCCCCCUCACCCACAGGGCCCCGCCCAGCUCCCUCCACAUUCCCAUCAGCAUCAUCCACAGCAGCAGCGGCCUCAUGCCUCAUCAGCGGCUCCUCUCCACACCAACACCAUCAACAAUGGGAACCAAUGAGGAGAUUGGCUGACCUUUUAUCCCCCCCACACACACACACACACACACACACACACACACACACACAC